AUGUUACCCUCGCUUAAAAAACUUUUGGAAUCAAGUUUUAUAUUUAAUUCUUUCUUUCAAUUUAUUUUCUUUCUAUUCUUUUCCAUUUCUUCUCUCAUUCUCCAUCUUUCUUGUCUUUCUUGCCAGAUUCCCCCCUCUCUCUCUCUUUCUCUCUCUCUCUCUUUAUCUCUCUCUCUUUAUUUCUCUACUUUAUCUUUCUUUAUUUCUCUCUCUCCUUUACCUCUCCCUUCUUCUUCUUCUGAGUCUACUGUCCUUCCUUUCUUUCCGUUUCUUAUACCUUUUUCUUCAUCUUUCGCUUUCGUUCGUCCUGAAUUUACAUUUUCGUUUUCGCCAUUGUCUUUUCUUGUUUAUAUCAUACAGUCUUUUCCCUUUCUCUUUAUCUUCUUUCAAAAAUUUUUUAUGUUCAUUUCCUUUCUUUUUUUCAUUGUUUCGCUUCGUCUUCUCCUUCAUUUUUGCUUUCUUUUCUUUUCAUUUUCUUUUCUCUUACUUUUCUUUUCUCUUUCUUUUCUUACAAGCGCCAUUUCCCCGCGUUCUAUUUUUUUCUUUCUCUCUUCGGAUUCUUUCAUAUCUUUAUUCUUUCGAUUCAUUUAUUUCCUACACAACAUUCUAUUUCUUUGUUUCGUCUUUACUUUUUUUUUUUUCCUUAUUUCGCAUCCGCCUUUCCAUUAUUUCGAUCUUGUCUUUCACGUUCAACUCUCUUCUCAAAAGCUCUCUUUAUUUCUUUUUUUUUCUUCUGAUUGCAGCGUCCAACAUGCAAUGGCUGUAUUUGUAAAGACCAAACCCUACUUGAUGUCCCUGAUAUUUCGGAAACACCUUCAAAAAUAA
Acanthosepion pharaonis is the source of this 825-nucleotide messenger RNA. The record is from the annotation of a GenBank genome assembly. NCBI's taxonomy places the organism in Eukaryota, Metazoa, Mollusca, Cephalopoda, Sepiida, Sepiidae.